Messenger RNA from Daucus carota subsp. sativus, 1326 nucleotides. Its product is annotated as ATP-dependent Clp protease proteolytic subunit 3, chloroplastic. The transcript has 5 exons. Gene Ontology annotation, molecular function: ATPase binding; ATP-dependent peptidase activity; serine-type endopeptidase activity. Gene Ontology annotation, cellular component: endopeptidase Clp complex. Bases 67 to 1062 code for a protein of 331 amino acids. NCBI's taxonomy places the organism in Eukaryota, Viridiplantae, Streptophyta, Magnoliopsida, Apiales, Apiaceae. The record is from RefSeq and is a predicted model, not a curated record. Gene Ontology annotation, biological process: protein quality control for misfolded or incompletely synthesized proteins.
GACCAAAACCCCGCAGACAGAACAUAUGUAACUUGCAAGUCACAAACACCAGAACCUCAAACAACAAUGGAGAGCGGAUGCCUAACCUUCACAACCCCAGCAGCAGUUCCUUCUCUAAUUCCUUCUAGAAGCUUCUGUUCCACCAAGCUCCAGCUCAGCAAUCUUGCUGCUCAUCAUAGUUGUAGCAGUGGUCUCGAAAGACGAGCAAGAAAAACAACAAAGCCCCUUUUGAAUUACUCAAGAAACAGUAGAGCUGCAAGCGCGACACUUUCGGAGAAUUGGGAUGUGUGUAAUGAAUCUUCUGCUUCUUGGAUGCCGAGAUUCGAGGAGCUCGAUACCACCAAUAUGCUUCUUCGCCAGCGCAUCAUUUUCUUGGGCUCUCAGGUAGAUGAUGUGUCGGCGGAUUACAUUAUAAGUCAGCUGUUGUUUCUUGAUGCCGAAGAUCAAAAGAAGGACAUCAAAUUGUUCAUUAAUUCGCCUGGUGGUUCUGUUACAGCCGGAAUGGGGAUAUACGAUGCUAUGAAGUUAUGCAAGGCAGAUGUUUCUACCAUCUGCCUGGGCCUCGCAGCAUCUAUGGGUGCAUUUCUCCUUGCUUCUGGUACUAAAGGGAAACGGUAUUGCAUGCCAAAUGCUAGGGUGAUGAUUCAUCAACCACUUGGAACUUCUGGAGGAAAGGCAUCAGAAAUGAGCAUCAGAAUAAGGGAAAUGGCGUACCAUAAGGUUAAGCUGAACAAAAUAUUAUCAAGAGUUACUGGAAAGCCUGAAUCACAGGUUGAAGUGGAUACAGAUCGUGACAAUUUUAUGAACCCGUGGGAAGCAGUGGAGUAUGGGUUGGUGGAUGCAGUUAUCGAUGAUGGGAAGCCAGGAUUAGUUGCACCUAUAGGGGAUUCAUUGGCUCCACCUAAAACCCGCGUGUGGGAUAUGUGGAAGGUCGAGGGAACAAAAAAAUCCAAGAAUAAUCUACCGUCAGAAGAAAGAAUACUGCAAAAUGGACAUGCAAGCAGUCAAGGGAAUGAUGAAAAAGGCACUGAACAGGAAGCAGAAGCACCUGCUCCUGUAUGAGGUGCCAGGUGAUGUUUAGUUUUGUAACACACUUACCAGUUAGUGCAGUUACUGUGGAAUGUCCAAACAGAUAUCCCCGGUCAACACAAAAAGGGUUCAUAAUUGAUGAUGCCAUCCAGUGGAUAUAUACGAUUUUCAAGAUUCCAAAAAUUCCUAUUUUUCACGAGGGAAUGCUCUCUGAUAAAUUAGUAUGAUGCCUGUUUCAAGAUACAGUCAUUUUGUGGAAAAUGAAUAUGAUUUUUAGUGUUUUUACACUUUCUUAUA